UCCGCCAUGGCCACGGUUGCGGGCUGCACACCCCACGGCGGGUGCUCCCGAAUGCAGAGACCGCAUCUCAGCAAGAUGGAGCGGGUGGUGGUGAGUAUGCAGGACCCUGACCAGGGCGUGAAGAUGCGGAGCCAGCGCCUUCUGAUCACCGUCAUUCCCCAUGCGGUAGCGGGCAGGGACAUCGUGGAAUGGCUGGUCCAGAAGUUCAGCAUCUCGGAGGAGGAAGCCCUGCACCUGGGCACACUCCUGGCUCAGCAUGGCUACAUCUACCCACUGCGUGAUUCCCGAGACCUGACGCUCAGGCCAGACGAGACCCCCUACAGGUUCCAGACACCGUACUUUUGGAUGAGCACUCUGUGGCCAGCUGCUGAACUGGAUUAUGCCAUCUACCUGGCUAAGAAGAACAUCCAAAAGCAAGGGGCCUUAGCAGACUACGAGAAGGAACAUUAUGCCCUGCUGCACAAGAAGAUCAACCAUACGUGGGAUCUGGUAUUGAUGCAGGCUCGGGAGCAGCUGCGGGCAGCUAAGCGGCGCCGGAAGGGAGACAGGCUGGUCAUUUCGUGUCAGGAGCAGACAUACUGGCUGGUGAACAAGCCCCCUCCUGGGGCACCUAAUGUUUUGGAGCAGGGUCCUGAGAGGGGCUCUUACAAGCCCAGUCAAGUGCAGAUGAGCUCGGAUUUCUAUAAGUGUGAGAUCGAAUGCUUCAGGAAGGCACUGGGCAGGAACCGGGUGAAGUCCUCUGUCUGCCUCGAGGCGUACCUUAAGUUCAGCAGUCAGCAUGGGCCACAUGAUCCCAUCAUGUCAGGGUGCCUGCCCAGCAACCCCUGGAUCACAGAUGAUGUCACCUACUGGGCCAUGAAUGCCCCCAACGUGGCUGCCCCAACAAAGCUCCGUGUUGAACGAUGGAGCUUCAGCUUCCGGGAGCUCCUGGAUGACCCCGUGGGGCGUACCCACUUCAUGGACUUUCUUCAGAAGGAAUUCAGUGCCGAAAACCUCAGCUUCUGGGAGGCAUGUGAGGAGCUGCGCUUUGGCGGACAAGCCCAGGUCCCCACCUUAGUGGACUCUGUGUAUCAGCAGUUCCUAGCCCCUGGAGCUGCCCGCUGGGUCAACAUUGACAGCAAGACGAUGGAGUGGACUCUGGAGGGGCUGCGCCAGCCACACCGCUAUGUCCUGGAUGCCGCGCAGCUGCACAUCUACAUGCUCAUGAAGAAGGACUCAUAUCCGAGGUUCCUGAAGUCUGACAUAUACAAGGGCCUGCUGGAGGAAGCUGUGGUUCCGCUGGAGACAAAACGCUGGCCAUUUCCAUUCUUGCGGAAGCCUCUGCAGUCCAGCCCCAGCCCUGCUCUCCAGUCUACGCCCAGGGAGCCUGCAGCAACCAGCUCCCCUGCAGGUAAUCCUACUCCUCAGGCUGAACCCAGUGGCUUCUUAGGAGACUAUGUCUGCAAGUGCCAUUUUACUGCUGUACAUGGCAUCUCCUUCACCCGUCCUCUGAUCAGAUCUACAGAAAGGCAACUCCACGCUGCUGGCCCAGCUGUAGGGCUGGGGCUGACUGUAGGCCUCCCAGAUCUCCUGUCCAGGCUGUCCUGUGCCACCAGCAUUGCCACCCCUACCCCAGAGUUAGAAAUAAAGACGGCACCUCUAUACAGCUCCCAACAGGGCAGUUCUCUAGUCUCCCAUCACAACCCAUUUCUACAGAAAUAAAAGCUUCAGGCCCUUG
Molecule: messenger RNA, 1717 nt
Organism: Arvicanthis niloticus (Nile rat)
Lineage: Eukaryota; Metazoa; Chordata; Mammalia; Rodentia; Muridae
Gene: Rgs11
Product: regulator of G protein signaling 11
Biological process (GO): G protein-coupled receptor signaling pathway; intracellular signal transduction; positive regulation of GTPase activity
Cellular component (GO): plasma membrane; neuron projection; cytoplasm
Molecular function (GO): GTPase activator activity
Source: RefSeq, a predicted model, not a curated record